GCGAGAGAGUGGGAGGGCGAGAGAGCAUGCAGCUGCGGUAAGAGAGCAACAACAAAAGCAAACAAGGAUAUUAACGAGGACAAUCAGUCAAGAUGAGUGAUGAUCAAACGCUUGCAGCACAGAAUGAUGAUAAAGUUGCCAAACAGCAAGUCGUUGCCUACACGCAGAAGUCGCAGGUCAAGCACGAGAAUCGGCACAUUCAGCUGGUGCGCGAAUAUGGCUUCCAUCCGCGGACGAAGGCCUCCGUGGAGGAUGGCGAUGUGUUGCCACGAAAGUUUGAGCCGUUUCCGGAGGAUAUGUACGGCAAGCCGCUCGAGGAGAUUGACACCUUUAUAUAUGAGGAGACGUUUUGUGUGGUGUCGAAGCGUUUCCGAAAGAAUUAUAUACAUCGUUUUACUGGCACCAAAAGCCUAUUCCUCUUCCAUCCAUGGAGCCCAUGGCGACGAGUCUGUGUCUAUAUAGCAACAAAUCAAUUCUUCGACUACUGUGUAAUGGCAACUAUACUGUUUAACUGUAUAUUCCUAGCCAUGACAGAGACUGUGGAGGAAGCGGAAUAUAUCUUCCUGGCCAUUUACUCAAUUGAAAUGGUUAUCAAAAUCAUUGCCAAAGGCUUUUUGCUCAACAAAUACACCUAUUUGCGUAAUCCAUGGAAUUGGCUGGAUUUUGUGGUCAUCACUAGUGGCUACGCGACCAUCGGCAUGGAAGUGGGAAAUCUGGCCGGGCUGCGAACAUUUCGUGUGCUCCGCGCACUUAAAACGGUAUCCAUUAUGCCGGGCCUGAAAACGAUUAUCAAUGCACUGUUGCAUUCGUUUCGCCAAUUGGCGGAGGUCAUGACCUUGACCAUCUUUUGCCUGAUGGUCUUUGCGCUGUUCGCCUUGCAGGUUUACAUGGGCGAAUUGCGCAACAAGUGCGUGCGAAAUGUGCCCACAGAUUGGACGAAUAUAUCGCAUCUGGAUUGGAAAAUCUGGGUAAAUGACACGGACAAUUGGCUGUACGAUGAGGACGAGAUGCCGACGUUAUGUGGCAAUCUGACAGGCGCUCGUCAUUGUCCGAUGGGCUAUAUGUGCAUCUGUGUUGGCGAUAAUCCCAAUCAUGGCUAUACGAAUUUCGACAACUUUAUGUGGUCCAUGCUGACAACGUUUCAGUUGAUUACGUUGGACUAUUGGGAGAAUGUAUACAAUAUGGUUCUAGCUACAUGUGGUCCAAUGAGCGUUACAUUUUUUACAGUGGUUGUGUUUUUUGGCUCUUUCUAUUUAAUCAAUUUGAUGUUGGCUGUUGUGGCCUUGAGCUACGAGGAGGAGGCGGAAAUUACAAAUGAAGAGCGCAAAAAGGAUUUACUGGAUCAUCGAGAUGAUUCCACUUUUAGCUUUGAUCCUUCAGUGCUGAAUGUCAAGAAGCUCAAUAAAAACAAUAAGAAGAAAAUUGAUUCACGCAAAGGCGUGCUGCUCGCCUCCUACAGCAAAAAGAAGACGCGGCGAAAAAAGGGAAAAGGAGGCAAAGACAAUAUCAGCAUUGGCAAUGGCAACGGUAAUGGCAAUGGCAAUGAUCAUGGCAAUGGUAAUGGUAAUGGUAAUGGCAACGGCAGCAAUGGCAAUGCUCAUGAGCGAUCUAAAGUGCACUCGGCUACGCCGAGUCCAGGACGGAGUCCGCGGCACAGCACCACGGAUCGUCCUUCGGCUUUGGCGCUGCAAGCACAGCAGCAAUACCAGCAAAUGGAGCAACAGCAUAAGCAGCAGCAGCAGCAGCAGCAACAGAAACAGCUUGUUCAAAGCGAAGCAGCUGCAACAUCGCAGCAGCGAACACGCAUCAGCUUUAGAGAGGGUAGCGUUAAGAAUCCCAAUAUGCUGUAUCCCUCUGACUAUAAGGGCCAGCUAAUCACAAGCAGUCGCCAGACGAGCUCCAAUUCAAGUGGAGGCGUCAAUCGGGAAUCCUCUCAAGAUGAUUCGGGCGUGGUGGACGAUCACGACGAACAGGAAACGGGCAACGAAAUGGGUCACGUCUCUACAGUGGAGCUGGCUCUAUCGCCACGCGAGGUGCGCCUAAUCAAAUGCAAUGGCAACAUAGCGCGCAUUAAGAAUCACAAUGUAUAUGCGCUGCAUCAGGAGUUCUCCUCCGAAGUGGUCGUCAUUGAUGAUCUGCCUGAUCGCAAUUGUGAUCGCUGCGUGCACUGCUGCGCGGAUUACGAGAGCUGGCUACAAUUCCAGAAUUGCCUUUAUAAGGUGGUGCGUGAUCCGCUCUUCGAGCUGGCUAUUACGCUGUGCAUUGUGCUAAACACCGCAUUUCUGGCCAUGGAACAUCAUGGCAUGAGCGAAAGCUUUCGCAAUGCCUUAGAUGUGGGCAACAAGGUGUUCACAUCCAUUUUCACCUUCGAGUGCAUUGUGAAGCUGAUGGCUUUAUCCAAAGAGUUCUUUCUAUGUGGUUGGAACAUCUUUGAUUUGAUUAUUGUCACUGCCAGCCUGCUUGAUAUCAUUUUCGAGCUAGUUGAUGGUCUGAGUGUGCUGCGGGGUCUGCGCUUGUUGCGUGUACUGAAACUGGCGCAGUCUUGGACGACGAUGAAGGUGCUGUUGAGCAUCAUUAUAUCGACAAUUGGUGCGCUCGGCAACCUCACGUUGAUCCUUGUUAUAGUCAUCUAUAUAUUCGCUGUGAUUGGCAUGCAAUUGUUUUCCAAAGAUUAUACACCCGAAAAGUUUGAUCCUGAUCCGGUGCCCAGAUGGAACUUCAAUGACUUCUUCCACUCUUUCAUGAUGAUCUUUCGCAUUUUGUGUGGCGAAUGGAUUGAACCACUAUGGGAUUGUAUGCGUGCCGAAGAGGAGCAAGGUGCUUCCACAUGCUUUGCCAUCUUCUUGCCCACUUUGGUGAUGGGAAAUUUUAUGGUUUUAAAUUUGUUCUUGGCUCUGUUGCUCAACAGCUUCAAUUCCGAGGAGCUGAAAUCUAAGAAAGAGAUUUUCAAGAAAAAGGAGGUGGGCGAGGAGUCCAAGCUGGCUCGCAGCAUAGAACGCGUGCGUGAUUUGAUAAGAAAGAAGCGACAGGAGCGCAAGGAUCGUAAAGAGCGUAAAUUUGCAGAAAAGUUUCAGCAAAUCGUGCUCGAGGCACAGCAGCAGGCGCACUCUGGAACGGUGGCAGUGAGAGAAAUUGAUAAGCCAGGUCUGCUGGAGGAAACAAAAUUUCAUAGAUUAAGCUAUCAGGAAUCUAUGAAUCGUCCCGUUUCCGGCUCCGAUUUUGGCUUUCAAAUUCCACUCAACGAUGGCCUGCACACCAUUGUCGAUGGCCUGGAAUAUGAUGAGGAGCCAGCAGCACAGCAUCAGCAGCAACCUGUAGCUGACUCCCUGCCACCCACAUAUGAGUGCGCCAUGCUGCACGCCUCGAGCAAUGGCGUUGCCUCCAAUCUAACGCCCGUGGCGGCUGCUGAUCGCAGCCGAUUACAGCAUCAAAUCUCCUCGGGCGUGGGCACACAACAGAAUGAUUCGCUGCAGAACGAUUCGGCGACAUAUACGGAAUCCAUAGAGCUGCGCCUGCUGGGCCAAUACAAUUCCACAGAUACAGAUCCGUACGCCUAUGCAGCGGAUCAGCGCAGCGGCUCGCUGCAAGACACCGACGAAGCCUUCAUCAAGUAUCAGAAAUCGCUGCUAACACGUUCGCCUAGCUAUCGCAAAUCCCUCGAUCGUCUAUCCCAAUCCAGCGGGCAGUCGCAACGCUCUCUGCUGCCCUCGCGCAGUCUCAAAUCCGAGGAGAGUGCCAUGCGAAGACACUCUAGUGGGCACUCGCUUAACUCCAUUUCACUGGAGCAGGAUGAGCUGUUGUCACAGCAGGCGAAUUUGCGCGAGGAGCUGCUCAAUUGCGAUCAGAAGGAAUUGUUUCAGUUUCUGCAAGAGGACGAAGAGCUCUUGGGCAAGAAGAAGCCCACGACGACAAGCAGUAUCAAGUCGAAUCUUAGCUAUAUCUCCAAUUCCAUAAUGCAAACCCUGGACUCGAGGCACAGUGGCAGCCAUUCCAAUGGCCAGCAGGAAAGCGAACCACUGAUGGAACAGCACUCUGAAUUUGACAAUAUCAUACAGAGUUUCGAAAAAGAAUUGGAAGAGAUUAAGCGCUCGACUAGCUCGCUGGAGAGAAAGAUUUCAACACUCUCCGAGCCUUCGCCUGCAGCGGAUGAAGCAACCAAAGCGAUCAUGGAUCACAUAGCGAUCAUAACUGGCGCCUCGGAACGCACAGCUGCCGAUGAGGUGGUGCAUCCAUUGAAUCCCUACGAUAGCUACGAUCUGUCCACUGUGCCCCGACGCUCUCAAUCUGUCAGCGCUGCCGCCCAGCGACAAUCCGUAAAGCUCAAACGGCGUAGCUUAGAGAAGCAGCGCAAGAUCGACGAAGACUUUAGCAUAUCGAAUGAAAUACGCAAAAUCUGUGAUCAAAUACACGCCCCCUUUGCCGCAAUGGAGGCGCUGGCUGUAGCGGCGACCAGCGGCAGCCAUCAAUCCGGCAGCCAGUCGCCCUUCAUGAGACGGAAGAACGAUCCAUUUAGCGUGCAGUUCGAUCGAUUCAAGCGGCUGUCGCUGAUUGAGCGCGUCGAGGAGCUGCCCGAGGAGGAUAAGCCCAUAUCGACGCUGCGCAUUGAAUCGGAGAAGAUGCCGCGCAAGUUUCUCAACAGCGACAAACUGCGCAUGGACAGCCUCUCGCUGAAGAGCACCAAUUCGUAUGAGAACCUACUGAUACAGAAGCAAAUGUGUAGGGAUGCUGCCAAGCAGCCAGCCACGCCGCCCACGUCUUUGAAAUCGAGCAUUGAGCCGCCGACACUGGCGCAAAUUUCAUCGCUGAAAGCAACACCGCCGCUGGCUGCUUUGACUGAGCACCAGCAGCACUAUCAUGCGACAAGCAUACAGCAAACCACAACGCAAGCUGCCACAGCAGUAACAGCAACAGCAGCAACAACAACAAAGGCUGCGAGCACGGCUGUGAGUAGUAAACAACGCCGUGCCGAGCAUCCACAAUCGACAUUAGACAAAGCCGCUUCCUUUCAAUCGGCACGCACCGAGUCGCACAGCUCCGGCACAGCUUCACAUUUAGCUCUGCCCGGAAUGGGCAGCAGCAACAACACCAACAAUCGCCAGCAAGAGUUGCUUAGAGCUUCGAGCAGCGAGAAGACUGAGCCGUCGUUAAGCAAACCAUCGACGUUUGCACGACUCACCGAAAAACCAUGGCAUUGUCUGGUAUCCUACGUAGACGAUCUCACUGUCGGUGGGAGACGUAACUCGCAGGGCGCCUACAAUGAUCCCAUGACUUUUCCGAGCUUUGGCCAGGCGAAGCCGCCAAAAGUGCCAGACGAUUGUUUUCCACAAAAGUGCUACGAGCACCUGUAUUUCCGUUGCCCCUGGUUCAUGUCCUGCAUGGAUACGCCGAGUGCCAAGCAUUGGACACGCGUGCGUACGGCUGUCUUGACGGUUGUCGAUACUCCAGCCUUUGAGUGGUUUGUGCUAGUGUUGAUCUUUGCGUCUAGUAUUACGCUCUGCUUCGAGGAUAUCUAUUUGGAUAGCAAUAAGACUUUAAAGCGUGUGCUCUAUUGGACCAAUUUCUCCUUCUGUCUCAUCUUCGUCGUGGAAAUGGUGCUCAAGUGGUUGGCUUUGGGAUUUUCCAAAUAUUUCACCAGUUUUUGGACUAUACUCGACUUCAUUAUAGUUUUUGUUUCGGUUUUCUCGCUACUCAUUGAAGAGAAUGAGAAUCUUAAGGUUCUGCGCUCUUUGCGCACUCUGCGAGCGUUACGUCCGCUGAGAGCCAUCUCUAGGUGGCAAGGAAUGCGGAUUGUAGUAAAUGCUCUCAUGUAUGCAAUACCAUCAAUUUUCAAUGUACUUUUGGUUUGUUUAGUUUUUUGGUUAAUUUUCUCAAUAAUGGGUGUACAAUUCUUUGGUGGUAAAUUUUUCAAAUGCGUCAAUGAGUUGGGCGAAUUGCUGCCGAUUACUGAGGUCAACGAUAAAUGGGAUUGCAUUGAGCAAAACUAUACGUGGAUCAAUUCGAAGAUCACCUUCGAUCAUGUCGGCAUGGGCUAUUUGGCUCUACUGCAGGUGGCCACCUUUGAGGGCUGGAUGGAGGUGAUGGCGGAUGCUGUGGAUGCGCGAGGCGUCGAUUUGCAACCUCAGCGCGAGGCCAAUUUAUAUGCGUAUAUUUAUUUUGUUAUCUUUAUUGUGUGCGGAUCGUUCUUUACACUCAAUCUAUUCAUUGGAGUUAUCAUUGAUAAUUUCAAUAUGCUCAAGAAGAAGUAUGAAGGAGGAGUGUUGGAAAUGUUUCUCACCGAAUCUCAAAAACAUUAUUACACCGCUAUGAAAAAAUUGGGACGAAAGAAACCACAGAAAGUUAUUAAGCGACCUAUAAAUCAUUUUUUAGCUAUGUUUUAUGAUUUAUCCAAUUCGAGAAGAUUCGAAAUAGCGAUCUUUGUACUGAUUUUUCUAAAUAUGCUUACAAUGGGCAUUGAGCACUACGAUCAGCCCCAUGCUGUGUUCUUUAUACUAGAAGUGAGCAAUGCAUUUUUCACCACGGUCUUUGGACUAGAGGCCAUAGUCAAGAUUGUGGGUCUGCGCUAUCAUUACUUCACGGUGCCUUGGAAUGUCUUUGACUUCCUGCUGGUGUUGGCCUCCAUCUUCGGCAUACUCAUGGAAGACAUCAUGAUUGAUUUGCCCAUCAGUCCGACGCUGUUGCGUGUGGUGCGCGUCUUUCGCAUUGGCCGCAUCCUGCGUCUCAUCAAGGCGGCCAAAGGCAUACGCAAGCUCCUAUUUGCUUUGGUCGUCUCGCUGCCCGCCCUCUUCAACAUUGGCGCCCUGCUCGGCCUCAUCACAUUCAUCUAUGCCAUAUUGGGCAUGUCGCUGUUUGGACAUGUCAAGCUGCAAGGCGCGCUGGAUGACAUGGUGAACUUUCAGACGUUCGGCCGUAGCAUGCAAUUGCUAUUCCGUCUGAUGACGUCGGCAGGCUGGAAUGAUGUGCUGGAGUCGCUAAUGAUACAGCCGCCGGAUUGUGAUCCGUUCUUCAAUAGGCAAACGAACGGCGAUUGCGGCCAUCCGCUGCUGGCGAUCACCUACUUUACGAGCUUCAUAAUAAUCAGUUAUAUGAUUGUGAUUAACAUGUACAUUGCCAUCAUUCUGGAGAACUUCAAUCAGGCGCAUCAGGAAGAGGAGAUUGGCAUCGUUGAAGACGAUUUGGAAAUGUUUUACAUACGCUGGUCCAAAUAUGAUCCACAUGCCACCCAAUUUAUACACUUCUCGCAACUGUCCGAUUUUAUUGCCUCACUCGAUCCACCAUUGGGCAUCUCGAAGCCCAAUAAUGUCGCUUUAGUGUCAUUUAAUCUACCCAUCUCGAAGGGUAAUAAAAUACACUGUCUCGACAUUUUGCACGCGCUAGUUAAGCACGUGCUAGGUCAUGUCGAGGAGACCGAUAACUUCAAACAGUUGCAGGAACAAAUGGAUGUCAAGUUUAAGAAACAGUUUCCAACACGAAAAGAAUUGGAAAUUGUUUCAUCAACACGGAUCUGGAAGCGCCAGGAAAAGGCAGCAAAGACCAUACAGACCGCAUGGAAGGACUAUUUGCGGCGCAAAAGUGAAAAGGAACGCUCCAAUUCGGGCGAUAGCGCUACGCAAAACUCUAGUCCAGGCGGCUGGCAAUCGAAGCUCUCCGCGCUCAACUUCUUCCAUCUGCAGGUAAGCCGUCGUGGCACUGCCUGCUCCAGUCGCGCCUCCUCGCGCAAGUCCUCACGCGCCUCGGAUGGCUCUGAUCUGAGUGAACUCGCUGGGCCUUGGCUAAAUUUGCCUUUGAUGCUCGUCUCUGGUGCGGAUGACGUAGUCAAGGAUAUCAAACAGCAAAGCGAUGAACUGGGCAAACGCGGUAGCAUAUUUGUGGAAGCGCCUCGAGCAACUCGUCGCCGAAGCUUUUAUAAUUUCUUUUUGCGUCAUCAGGAUGCUGUCGAUGACAGCUUAACCUCACCUUCAGUACAUAGAAAAACAGCAAUGAACACCAGCAACAACAACACAACCUCAAUCUCCACAUCCGGCACAUCUGCCUCCGCCUCUACCUCUGCCUUCGUCUCUGCUAGCGCCUCUACCGUUGAAAGCGACAAGCAAACGCAACACCAUCAACAGAUGGCGCCAACUCCAACGCGUAAGCGCGCCUCUAGUUUUAUACGCAAGAAACCGCCCCUAGAAAGAGGUUUGUCAGCACAAAGCGCUUUAAGAGUUAACAAGAAUGCUUAUGUCUCGGAUGCCCCGGCACCGGAGGUGAUUGUGACGAAACCAUCGCCAGAGCAGCAAACACAUCCGCAUGUCCAUGCGCUCAGCCUACGGCCGGACAAUGCGACGCUCGUCCAUGUACUGGUGCAUCGUGAGAGCGAGGAGUACAAGGAGGAGGAUGAAUGCAGCCUCUCCUCCCCGGGCCAAGGCUCAGCAAAUGGCAGUGGCCAUGACAAGCCGAAACCGCCGCAAAUACGCAUCAACACUGGCUCAAUGGAGAGUGGAAUGGAUGCCUGCCUAAUGCCCACAGUGCAGAUAAUGGUCGACAGCCCAAAGGAGCCGCCUCGCGGCGACUUCAGUGCUGCCUAUACACCGACUGUCGAUGUGGAUGCGCCCAUUGAUGUGAAUGUACAAGGAGAUACAUCGCAAGUGUUCUACGAAUACAAUCCCGAGUCGAAUGUGGAUAAUAGCAAUGAUAUACAGCCCAUGGAUGCAAAGCUGCCGGAUACCGACGAUAAGCUGAGAUGACCUUCAGUUAAUGUGGCAGAGCCAGAUAAGGAACAGAAGCAAGAGAAGCGUUCAAGCAGCAGCAGCAGCAGUAAAACGAGCAGCUGCAGCAGCAUCAACAGCAACAGCAGCAGCAGCAGCACCUCAUCAGCUAGCCAGUCAAAUGGACAGCGUCCAAGUUGACAAACUCCAGUCUGAGAGCAAUUUUCACGUGCAUUUUGGAAGAGUACUUAUAAAUGCUUAGACCUAGGAACGGGRCAAACGUUUUUGUCCCACUUGUUAUUCUAGUCGACUAUAUAUAUACAYAUAUAUAUAUAUAAAGUUGCUUUAUAAGAUACUUAGACAGAACUAUCCAAUGUUUACAUCAUUCUAUAUACAUAUAUAUUUAAGUCUUGGCAACAGUGCGCUGUGCGUCCAGCCAAGUCUAGCCUAGCCUAGUCUUAGAACUAGAAUUAGCUUAGUUUUAACAAGAAAAUCAAUAUAAACUCUGUGUUAACAAAACGUGCAUUAUACCGUACAAGUGCGUACACGUUGUAAUACUCAAAAAUCAAAUCAAAUAGAAAAUACUAACAUUAACAUUAACAUAAACAGUAAAACUAAACAGUAACAUUAACAUUAUAUAUGAUAGAUGUAUGUAUAAUUAGAUACUAGUUAAAACGGUUGGAUUUUCGUUAUGACAGUCAGUCAGUCAAGUGGCUUUAUCAGCCGAUUUCGAAAGAUAUUUUAAAGGUUGUUUUUAAUUAUACAAUACAGAUACAAAUACAAAUACGAUACGAAACAUUCUUACAUGGGUAUAUAUACAUAUAUAUCGAUAUAUACAUACAUAACUUAACAAUCGCGUUGUAGACUUAGGCUUAGAGUUUGUUUUUCUUCAAUGCAAUACAUAAAUAUGCAUAUAUAUAUACGUAU
Drosophila arizonae is the source of this 9611-nucleotide messenger RNA. RefSeq names its product Na channel protein 60E (gene NaCP60E). Gene Ontology annotation, molecular function: voltage-gated sodium channel activity. The record is from RefSeq and is a predicted model, not a curated record. Lineage: Eukaryota; Metazoa; Arthropoda; Insecta; Diptera; Drosophilidae. Gene Ontology annotation, cellular component: voltage-gated sodium channel complex; plasma membrane. Gene Ontology annotation, biological process: neuronal action potential; membrane depolarization during action potential; sodium ion transmembrane transport.